CGGGCGCGCACCGCUCGUCUCUAGAAUAUCGCGUCUUCGCCAUAGGCGCGCCACGGUUACGUGAGGGACGCACACAAGGCAAUUCCACGCGAGACACGAGACGACGAAGAUGGCCGGCUCGGGGAACGCUUGCAGUGCCGGUACGUUGUUGCAGAAACUCGGCCUGCGGCCGGUGACGAAAUGCAGCCUCGCGACAUUCUACGCGCCGGCAUGCGGGGCCGCGUCGUACGUCGCGAUGUCCGUCAAUGUCAUGAACCCAAGCCUCGUGAUCAAAGUAUUCCCAAAGAAGGAUAUUACGAAUUUCUUAUUGGCCGGCACUUUAUUCGGCACAGGAUCCUACAUUUACACACGUGAACACAUGAAAAAUGCGUCAGAGCGCAUGCGAGUUCUAUACAGUGUCACCGGUGCGGUGUUGCUGAGCUUUGGAUCUGUCCUAUUAUGGGCGGUACUUCGAGCGAUAAUACCACCGAAUCCAGUCCUCUGCACGAUAGCAGGUGUCGGCAGCGGACUGGCGCUCAUGAAAGCCAGCACGAGCUAUCUUCAGUUUGUGGAUGGACAGAUAGUUAAAAAGUAGGAAGCUUCUGUGUAUCUUGGGUUCUUGUUUCUCUCGGCUUUUGGUUUUUUGUUUCUUUUUUUUUUAUCUACACUUAGGUUGCGAAACUAUAACCACUGAGUAACAACACAGAAGGGAGUCGUAAUUUUUAGAGUAAGAAAGACAUUGUGGUACCUCCGAAUAUCAUACAUUGAUACAUCUCGCGCGAUUUUCUUUUCCUUCUUCGCGACUCGGGAGAGACCGAUCAUCGAGAAUGUAUAUGAUUAUGUUUAAAGAAAAGAAAAGAGUUCAACACUCUCGAAUCAGGAAUCUCACACCUGUGCGUGAGAUUCCUUGGCUGCAAAACUACAGAAAUACACCAGUCAGUGUAGCAAUAAAAACUUCAAUUAUCGCACAUGUUAUCGACGAGAUUGAUCUUACGUUGGAAAUCUUUUUUACACCGUUCUUUUCAUUACGAACACUCUUAACAAUAUUCUAUCUUCUCGAUAUCGCUCGUUACUCGUGCAACGUCGUUACCAGCACACGAUACGAGUCGUUCGUUAAUACCAGAUAAAAAAGUGCACGCGCUCUGCGAACUUAGAAAGAGAGAGAGAGAGAGAGAGAAAGAGAGAGAGACCCGCGGUAAGAAGCCUCCGGCGCGCUUAGGAAGCCGGAGGACACGUACGUCGUAUAUACAUGUAUGUAUGUAUCUUAAACUGUUUUGUAAGCUGUACAGUGUUCGUACAGGAUGCCAGAACAUGCAUCAUCAUGUAGAUAAACAACACCAUAAAUACACACGUGCGAAUUGUGCAACAA
Molecule: messenger RNA, 1348 nt
Organism: Harpegnathos saltator (Jerdon's jumping ant)
Lineage: Eukaryota; Metazoa; Arthropoda; Insecta; Hymenoptera; Formicidae
Exons: 3
Coding region: 110-574 (154 amino acids)
Source: RefSeq, a predicted model, not a curated record